GGUCAGAGGGAGUCAAGACAUGAGGAAAAAAAUGAAUAUGAGGGCAUUCCACAGCUUCGCCCUCAUCUAUGUACCUUACUUAUGCAAGACGCAGCAGCUAUUGUGAAAGAAAAGCGUUUGGCAUAGAAGAAAACUGUGGCGAAAGAGGCAGCGCAGCAGGGAGAGGAGGACAUUUGACAGAUUAAAAAGAGGGAGCUCUGCAGCAGGAUCUCCACCGUGCUGAAUACAUGACUGCGUGACUGGUCUGUGCAAGCAGAGGGAGAGAGGGAGGAGAGAAGGGAGGAAGGUAGGAAAGAAAGAAGGGGGAGGGGAGGCAAUUCAGCGCAGUGCAAGCUGACUGGAUGAGUAGCAGCCGCGGCACAGGCAGCAGCAUCAGCACCACUAGCUGUAGCAAUCUUUCUUUGUGGCUGCUGGAGGCUGUCUUGUGGCUGCCGUAGCAUCAACAUCAUCCACAUACACACCAAUAUCUGGACACAGACGUUCCCUCUGCUUGCCUUAUACACACACAUGUCGUGGUGGCCACCAGAGGAGAGGUAGUAACUGACGGGGCUCAGGGGACAGAGGGACACAGGAAGAGGAAACAGGGACGACCGGUGGUAGUGCAAACCAGAGGGGGGCUGGAGCAACGGUGACUGGAGCAGCGGCAGCAACAGUAGCAGCGGCACCAUGGCACAAGCCGCCAAGCAGCUCCGCAAGACCAAGGACCUUGCGGAGGCCGCCGCCCAGGAGCAGAGGGAGAAGGAGGAGGAAAAGAUAAAAAAGAGGAAUCGAUCCAGGGACCGCAGGCGCAAGGCCGAUGCAGCCACCAGCUUUCUGCGUGCAGCUCGUUCAGGGAACCUGGACAAGGCUCUGGACCACAUCAAGAAUGGAAUCAACAUCAACACAGCUAAUCAAAAUGGUCUCAACGGGUUACACCUGGCCUCUAAAGAAGGUCAUGUUAAAAUGGUCCUGGAGCUACUACACUCUGGCAUUGAGCUGGAAGCCACCACCAAGAAAGGGAACACAGCUCUCCAUAUUGCAGCACUGGCAGGGCAGGAGAAAGUGGUGGCGGAGCUCGUCAACUACGGUGCCAACUUAAAUGCCCAGUCACAUAAAGGGUUCAGCCCUCUCUACAUGGCAGCACAGGAAAAUCACUUAGAGGUGGUCAAGUUUCUGCUUGAGAACGGUGCCAAUCAGAGUCUCCCAACCGAGGAUGGCUUCACUCCCCUGGCAGUAGCCCUCCAGCAGGGCCACGAAAACGUCGUGGCACUGCUCAUCAACUAUGGCACCAAGGGCAAGGUCCGCCUCCCCGCACUGCACAUCGCUGCACGAAACGAUGACACACGCACCGCCGCAGUUCUUCUGCAAAACGACCCCAACGCUGAUGUUCUCAGCAAGACCGGUUUCACACCUCUCCAUAUUGCAGCCCACUAUGAGAAUAUGAGCGUAGCCCAGCUGCUGCUGAACAGAGGAGCCAAUGUAAACUUCACCCCCAAGAAUGGCAUCACGCCCCUUCAUAUAGCCUCCAGGAGGGGCAAUGUGAUGAUGGUCAGACUACUGCUGGACAGAGGUGCACAGAUCGAUGCCAAAACUAAGGAUGAGCUGACUCCUCUCCACUGUGCAGCCAGGAAUGGUCAUGUUCGCAUUAUUGAGAUCCUGCUGGAACACGGUGCUCCCAUCCAGGCUAAGACCAAGAACGGUCUGUCCCCCAUCCACAUGGCAGCUCAGGGGGAUCACAUGGACUGCGUCAGGCAGCUACUGCAGUACAAUGCUGAGAUUGAUGAUAUAACACUGGACCAUUUAACUCCUCUUCAUGUAGCAGCCCACUGUGGUCACCAUCGGAUGGCCAAAGUCCUACUGGACAAGGGAGCCAAAGCCAAUGCACGUGCUCUGAAUGGCUUCACACCUCUCCAUAUUGCUUGCAAGAAGAACCACAUGCGGUCCAUGGACCUGCUGCUUAAGCACUCCGCUUCCCUAGAAGCUGUCACAGAGUCUGGUCUCACUCCUCUUCAUGUAGCAGCAUUCAUGGGCCAUCUGAACAUAGUGAAGAACCUGCUUCAGAGAGGGGCUUCACCUAAUGCUUCCAAUGUGAAAGUGGAGACUCCCCUCCACAUGGCCUCCAGAGCAGGACACUGUGAAGUUGCUCAGUUCCUGCUGCAGAACGCAGCACAAGUGGACGCCAGGGCUAAGGAUGACCAGACACCCCUACACUGUGCGGCUCGUAUGGGCCACAAGGAGCUUGUCAAGCUGCUCCUUGAGCACAAGGCCAACCCAGACUCAGCUACAACUGCAGGCCACACACCUUUACACAUCUCUGCACGUGAAGGACAUAUCCACACUAUUCGAAUCUUGUUGGAUGCUGGGGCACAGCAGAUCAAGAUGACAAAGAAAGGCUUCACUCCCCUCCAUGUGGCCUGUAAAUAUGGGAAGGUGGACGUGGCUGAGCUCCUUCUGGAGCGAGGAGCCAACCCUAAUGCAGCUGGGAAGAACGGUUUGACACCCCUUCAUGUGGCCGUCCAUCACAACAACCUGGAUGUUGUUAAACUCCUGGUCAGCAAGGGAGGAUCUGCACACAGCACUGCCCGAAAUGGCUACACUGCCCUGCACAUAGCGGCCAAGCAGAACCAGAUGGAGGUGGCCAGUUGUCUGCUGCAGAAUGGGGCAACACCCAACGUUGAGUCCCUCCAAGGCAUCACGCCUCUGCACCUGGCUGCACAGGAAGGGCGGCCCGACAUUGUGGCCUUGCUCAUCUCCAAACAGGCCAAUGUGAAUCUGGGAAACAAGAAUGGAUUGACCCCUCUGCAUCUUGUGGCUCAAGAAGGUCACGUGGGAAUCGCAGACACAUUGGUCAAACAAGGAGCCUCCGUUUAUGCUGCUUCACGGAUGGGCUACACACCCCUUCAUGUGGCCUGUCACUAUGGCAACAUCAAGAUGGUGAAGUUCCUUCUGCAGCAGCAGGCUCAUGUGAAUAGCAAGACAAGGAUGGGCUACACCCCUCUGCACCAGGCAGCUCAGCAGGGCCAUACCGAUAUUGUCACCCUGUUGUUGAAACACGGAGCCCAGCCCAAUGAGAUUACCUCGAACGGGACUUCUCCCCUGGGUAUUGCUAAGCGGCUUGGUUACAUCUCUGUCAUUGAUGUGCUGAAACUGGUUACCGAGGAGUCGGUCUCUGCGAUCACUACAGAGAAGCAUCGGAUGAGUUUUCCUGAGACAGUGGAUGAGAUUUUGGAUGUUUCAGAGGAUGAAGGGGUUGCCCAGCUAACUUUAGGAGACGAGUUGCUCGGGAUGGAUGGAGCACGCUAUUUGAAGCUUGAUGACUUCAAGGACCAGGACGAUGACUUCCUCUCCCCAAAGAAAACACUUAGAGACUUUGAGGGUGGCAUGGGUACCACGCCAUAUUCUCCUGCUAUUCCCAGGAUCCCUUGUGUGUCCCCAGAGACUGUAUUACUGGAUCAGCACACCCCCAUCCCCUUGCCAAAGGAGUAUGACGAAGACUCUCUUAUCCCAAGCAGUCCGGCUACAGAGACUUCAGACAACGUCAGCCCUGUGGCCAGCCCCAUUCACACUGGCUUUCUGGUGAGUUUCAUGGUGGACGCUCGGGGAGGCUCCAUGCGAGGUAGCAGACACCACGGCCUGCGAGUUAUCAUUCCUCCUCGAACCUGCACUGCCCCAACACGCAUCACCUGCCGCCUGGUCAAACCUCAGAAACUGACCACGCCUCCUCCGCUGGUGGAGGGGGAGGGCCUUGCUAGCCGUAUCAUUUCCCUAGGGCCGUCCAGUAUGCAGUUCCUUGGGCCUGUAAUAGUGGAAAUCCCCCACUUUGCGUCACUAGGCCGAGGGGACCGGGAGCUCGUGGUCCUCCGCAGUGAAAAUGGCUCGGUCUGGAAGGAACAUCGCAAUCGCUAUGGUGACGAAGUGCUGGAAACCAUUCUGAAUGGCAUGGAUGAAGGUCAGUGUGAUGACUUGGAGAGUCAGGAUGAGCUGGAGAAGAAGAGAAUCCGUCGGAUCAUCUCGACAGACUUCCCCCUCUACUUCGCUGUGGUCUCCCGCAUUCAGCAAGAGAGCGAUCUGAUCGGCCCAGAAGGCGGCCGGCUGACCAGUAAGCUUGUGCCCCACGUCGAGGCCAUCUUCCCAGAGACGGCUGUCACCAAGAGAGUGAGACUGGGACUGCAGGCGCAGCCAAUCCCUGAUGAACUGCUGACUCGGCAUCUUGGUAACCAGGCGACCUUCAGCCCAGUGGUUACCAUCGAGCCACGCCGACGCAAAUUUCACCGUCCAAUCGGGUUGCGCAUCCCUUUGCCACCAUCCUGGAGGGAGAGUCCUCGGGAUGCUGGGGAGGGUGAUACCACCAGCCUGCGCCUCCUCUGCAGUGUCAUUGGUGGCACAGCACCAGCUCAGUGGGAGGAUAUCACUGGAACCACUAAGCUGAUGUACGCCAAGAACUGUGCCAACUUUACCACCAAUGUUUCUGCAAGAUUCUGGCUGGCGGACUGUCCACGCACGGCAGAGGCAGUGACCUUUGCCAAUUUGCUGUACCGGGAGCUGAUGUCUGUUCCAUAUAUGGCCAAGUUUGUUAUUUUUGCCAAGAUGAAUGAGGCGCGCGAGGGACGCUUGCGUUGUUACUGCAUGACAGACGACAAGAUGGACAAAACACUGGAGCUGCAUGAAAACUUCACUGAAGUGGCCCGCAGUCGAGACAUUGAGCUGAUGGAGGGCAUGCCGCUGCAUCUUGAGUGUUCUGGGAACCUUGUACCCAUCAGGAAGGCCACUCAGCAGCCUCGCAGCUUCAGCUUCCAGGCCUUCAGAGAUAACAGGCUGCCUGUCUCUGUCAAGGUCAGAGAUAGUAACAAGGAAGCUGCUGGGUUUUUGUCCUUUCUGCGGAAAUGCACCAAGUACGAGGACACACAGCAUGUACUGUGUAACCUUAACAUAACCAUGCCACCAUGUGUCAAGGUUGUCGGGAGUGAGGAGCGCAGGCGAACUUUAACCCCCCUCGCCCUGAGGGAACGCUACAGUGCAUUGAACGAGCCUGGUGUGGCCACAGUGAAUGCCAUGGAGAGGACUGAGAUCAAGAUCAACAUCAUAUCUGAACAGCUGGGUUUGAGCUGGGCAGAGCUGGCACGUGAGCUUCAGUUCGGCGUGGACGACAUCAAUAGGAUCCGUGUGGAGAAUCCCAACUCUCUGCUGGACCAAAGCUCUGCUCUGCUCAGCCUGUGGGCCAGCAGAGAAGGCAGAAGAGCCAAGAUGGAGAGCCUGUACACCGCUCUGAAAAACAUUGAUCGUGCAGACAUUGUGACCUCUCUGGAGGGUCAGGCUCCACAGCUGGCACCUGGGUCUUUAGAGGAGGGCGCCUGUCGUCUUAGCGACCGCGACUCCUCCCUGCUGUCCCCCAGUGUCCUCAAUGAGGCCACGGACACAAGGCCACCACGCCUAGUGCACAAGCCACGAGUUAUUAGACCCCCGUUUUUCAGAAGGGGUUAUGGGCUGGUGCAGGAGGAGCUGCUGUCCCCGGCCUCAAUGCAGUACAGCUUGCCCUCUCCGCUUGGUGCGGAGCCCUACUGGCAGGAAGUUUCCAGCCUCGAGUGCGCCCCCAUCGCCACCACCGAGGAAGAUACAUUAAUGGAGAUGUCGGACGUUCAGGUGUGGCCAGCAGGGGUCAGUCCCUCGCUGGUUACAGUGGAGGACUCGUCACUCGAUGGCAGCAGUCGGGCUGACGACUCAGAGGGCGCCACGCUCUCCCUUCCCUGCAGCUUGGGUCGCCCAAGCAGUGGGGCCAGCGGGGCCAGCGGCUCCAUCAUGGAGCUGGAGGAAGAGGAAGAGGAGGAGGAGGAGGAAGGGGAGGUUGAGGAGGAGGAGGCACCACAGGAGCCAGCAGCUGCACUGGCAGACAGGGACAGGGUGAGGGCCAGUGGUGCCGUCCCCAAGGUCAACCUAAACGGCCAGAUGGGAGGUCAGAGGUCGGAUGGGAGGAGAGGGGAGGCCCUCGCAGCAGGAGGAGGGGCAAAAGGGGGAGGUGGAGGUGUAGGGCUGGGUUCAGUGGAAGGGAUUUCUGUUGUUGCAGGCCAGCAGGUGUAUGCCCAGCGGUGUGAGAUGUCGGGACUGAGUCGGGCUUCGGAGCACAAUGGAGAUAACCGAGUGGUGGGAGGCGGAGCAUUUCAACCCUACUUACCAGACAAGGACUCCCUGCAGGGCUGGGUGGGCUCGGUGUCAUCAGGACGUGACGUGCCAGGCUUGCGCGUGGCCCAGGAGGCUCUGCUGACACCGAGAGAGGAGAAAGAGGACUAUGCUGCUGAGGCGCAGUAUGUUUCUGAACACGCAAACGUGCUUGCUCGAAAGGACCGGAAAGCCACUGCCAAAUCAUCCUCCACAAAAACACAACCAGACCGCAGAGGAAAAUGAGCAAGGGAGGAGAGUAAGAGUAAGACAAAGACUAAGAAGUACAAACUACAAAAUGACAAACACAGAAUCAUCCUCAACGUGUGACCAUGGAGCACCACAAAAGAAAAAAGAGACAGAGGAGGAAAAAAAGAGGAGUUCAACUUGUAGUUUUAUAACAUUUGUAAAGAAAAAUAUCAACUAGACUAAGGCAUGAUGAUUCUUUUUUUUCCCUUUUUUUUUACAUAAAUGUCAGUAAAACAACCAAGAAAAAAAAAAGCAACAAAAAGUGCUUCCUGUGAACUGUAAUCGCAUGAUGACUGCUGGUGCAUGCCCUUUGACCUUUUGAACUGUCAUUAUCUACAAACUGAAGGGGUACAAGGUCCGGGGCUGGCCCACGCUUGGGCCGCAGGCCAUUUUAAGGACCUUACCCCCCCCCCCAACUCGAGUGACAAGCAAGUUGAGUCCAAUAACACUACAGCCAAAAAAAAAAAAAAGUCCCUCAAAGGAUGGAUCUGUAUACAGCUAAGCCUCUGCUGAGCCUACCAAUGCUUCUUUCACUAGACCCUUUCCCCUAUUAUUCUCAAUGUGAUAUAUGCACUCUAUGCUAAGUGGACAUGUGUCAGUGUGUGUAUGUGUGCGUAUGUGUGCGUGUAUUCUUCUCUACCGCAUGUGUUUUCUUGCUUCUGGCUUGGUGCUGAGCCCCGCCUCAUGAUUGGCUCGCUGCCCCUGUGAUGUCAUGGCGCACUCAGUGCUGGAAUGAGAAAGCCGCUGUGCUCCCCUUGCUCGUGAGUGUUCCCGUCUGCGUGUGCUGGCGUCUUUUCCUUUGUGGAUGAAGCUCUUGUUGUUCUCCGUUCCUUUUGAAACCUGUCCACCUUGGUUUUUAAGCAUUGUCUAACUUCGGUAGGGAGCUGAGGCUCUUUCACCCCUCGUGUUUUCAGGUGAAACGUGUUUUCCAGACAACGGUGAAUGUUUUCUUUGGAAAGGGGUUGGUUGCUUUAUUGCAUUGUGCAGCAGCUCUACAACACAAAGAUCGCCGUUUUCCUCUCUCGUUACCUUUUCUACCUUCUUCUGUCAUUUCUCCCAGUAGCGCAGGUCAUCUUGAUUCUCAACCUUUAUCAGUAGCCUCAGUCAAUAUGCAGUAAAAUCACAGGCCUCUCCAUCAGCAUCUAUAGCUCCUCCAUCUUUGCGUGUGCUCCCUCUUUACCUAUUUGCAAAGGCUGUAGGGCCUCGCUGUUGAAUUUUGGUUCAUUCAUUUGAAACAGUGAAUGAAGGAGAGAAAUCAUGGAGGAUCUGAUUCUUGUAAGGAUGUAAUGAUUUGGAGGAUUUCUAGCAAGCGUAAAAUAGCGUGAUGCUCCUAUAACACGUGAUAGGAACUGUGCAGCAAGGACAGACAGGUAGCACUGUGAUUGUCUUAUUAACACUGACCCCAGACUCGUGAACUGUGAAGACACACAAACAUUCAUAUAUACAAACAAAAGCACACCCACACACACAUACAUACUCACACACAUAUUCAGAAACACAUUACAUCAUUAAAUAUUGCCUGGUCAGAGUGUUGGAUAGUUUUUUGGGAGUUUGCUACAGCAAUAACACAACAAGAGCACAGAAGAUGGGAGCCAGGGUUCUGUAUAUCUACAUGAAGGAUCUGAAACUGAAAGGUGUGACUGACUGAACUCCUCAGUGAAGACAGAAACUCCAUGUGGACGAACAGCAGUCGUGUUUGACGUUGGGAAGCUGUGCCGUUUCUGACCGGUUCCGUCGACUUUGAUGGGAAAUGAGUCAGAGAGGAUGCACUGAUGCAAGAUCAGAUGACUCAGCUGUAGCAGUGCGGGGCUGCGGAGGCCUGAGAGGGAUUAUUUGUUUUCAGCACUUAACGUAGCAAAAUAUAAACCAGGAUAUGUAAACUUAAUACACUGAUACCUAUUGAGGAGUUUGCUGCUGCCGUAAGGUAGAAACCACCGAACUCCACUUUCUUUUUCUGGUCUUUUUCUGAGUAAUUUAAGUUGUAGUUGUAAGUGUUUCCCAAUUUAAAAAAAAAACAAAACACAUCACUGUAAACCACCUUUUGUUCCCUUCAUCUCUGAAACACUUACUUUAUGCAGAAACCUGACGGCAGCACUAUGAAAGGGUCAUAUAUCAUAGUAGCACACAUUUCCUGGGAAUCAAAACAUAAUAUUUAAGUACUGUAAAUGCUACUGUAGCCUGAAUGGGUGAGACACUGAAUGAAUGAACACAUUAGUUACACAUCACACAAAUGCACAUAUUUUCCAUGCCCAGUCCGCGCACAUGAGAGCCUCAUCCGAUAUAGCACACAUUUUUAAUUACAUAUCACAUGUUUUCCACUGUUACUCCACUCAGGUUUUCAGUUCUGCUCUGUCAGAAUCAAAAAAAAUGUUUUCGUUUUUAAGUUCUGAGUCCUCCUCUCAAAAGACGAGUGCGGGACACAAAGUGAGUGCUUCAGAAGGAGACUUUGGUGUUGGGGCCAUUUAGGGAGGGAUUGGGGAUGCGCAGGAGGGGGGGUUUUGGUGGGACGUAUGAAGCAGGAUGGUAAGUGUGUGUGUGUGUAUGUGUGUGUGUGUGUGUGUGUGUGUGUGUGUGUGUGUGUGUGUGUGUGUGUGUGUGUGUGUGUGGUGGGGAGCUCUUUGAUUCAGAUAAGACCAAAAAGGACACAGAGUAUUGAGUAUGUGGUCAGUAACCACUCAGCUCUUUGCUUCCCUCUGCUGCUCAGCUCCUGGGGAGGCAAAGUGACAGCUGACGUCUCUGUUGGUUGUGUUUAUCCCAAUUCAUUUUCAGCAGUUGUUAACAAAACUUAGCCAGACAGGUUUGGGUGAAGUGUUACUCCCUUUACAAAUAAGUACACCAAGUUAAUCAAGACAAUUAAAUUCAUGUAAAACGUGAAUUGUUUGCAGUUUCCUGCGGGCUGCUAGACCAAACAUAGUCCUUACAGUGUUUUAUUUGCGUUCCAUUUUUUAACCUGUUCUUAUAAAGUCAAGGCUUUAAUGCUGAGCCUUGAAUUCAACUACCAGAGGACAAAGACACCCUCUCUUUAUAUUUACAGUGUCUAAACUCUUGACUGGCAUGACUGAUGCAGCUGACAGCUUUUGAAUGAUGGAUGCCUGUGACUCCCUCAGUCUCUAAAGUGACUCGCUCUUUCAGAUUCUAUUAGUCUCUAUAUGCCAUCUUGUACUGUAUCAGCACAAGAAAGAAGUUGGAUUUAGGCCUUGUAAAGAAAAUAUAUGACUUCAUCAUGUGUUAAAGUCAUAAUCCUUAAGAUUUCAACACAUCAAACCCUAUUUUUGACAUUUUUUAUGGUAUUUUCUCAGCGACAUUCAGUGUAUUUGCAAGGGGAAUUGCCCCUCUGCUGUAUAUACAGUUUUAGUUUUCAUUGUUAGCGGUGGAGUCCGUUUUUCCCGCAUGGUAUUAAAAUUACAUAGCCAUGCAAAAAGUAUUCACAGGAGACGAUGCUUCCAUCUGCUGGACAUGAUGCAGAAGACAAAAACCAGUGCAUGGACAUAUCUCGAGUAAUUUGCAAGACAACGUUCAAUCAGUGUUGGCAAGCACCGACACUGAUGACUGCUUUCUGUGGUCUUCGCAGUUAAUCUUUUUUAUUAAUCUCAGCAUACGGUUCAUUUGGUUGCACUGUAAAUAGCCACACGAGUUGCUCUUUGUCAUUUCUGACAAAGCAGCCACCAAGGCAGUUGCUACCAUUAAGUGUGUGUGUAGAGAAAGCUUUUUAAUUAAAUGUGAGAAAAAUCAUUUCUUUGCUGGAUAAUCAAAAAUGUAUUAUAUGGUAGGGUUUCAUUGGGGAAGAUAGUGACCUCUGUAUUUAUAAAACCCUGACUAUGGCCCCUGGGAGCCUCUUAGAGUGUGUUUAGCACCAGGAACAGGUGUCACCACAUCAACCAAAACUAAAAUCUUAAGGAUUAUAACAUUUACUUUGAGUUAUUAUCCCUUUGUUUAGCUUACAGUUCAAAGACCAGACCACGUGAUCCGUUUUAAAUCCAGAGGAAAUGUACAUUUAGUCACUUAGUGAAAGUAUUUAUUUAACUGGAAUUUGUCAGUGAGCCUCUGCACUAUGAUGAAUUCAACUCCACCAUGUGUUUGUUGUGUGUGUGUGUGUGUGUGUGUGUGUGUGUGUGUGUGUGUGUGUGUGUGUAGAGAGAGAGAGAGAUAGUGCUUGUUGGAUCGGGGGAAGAGAAAACGUUUUUAUUGGGCUUGUGACUUGAGAGGACGUGUAACCAACGACGAUGUAUUUAAAAAAAAAAGAGUAUUGUAAAAUUUUAACUGUUGCAAAGAAUAGAGAUCACCUAUACUCCUUUAGAAUGGAUACAUGACAAUGUAAACGCAAUAUCAUAUUACUCUAUCCUAAGGAAUGCAACUGCGCACAUGCACAAAAAAAGAUGUUUUUAUGAAAAUAUAUGUAUAAAUAUAUGACAAAAUAUAUUUAAUUAGAAUGCUAUGCACCCUCAUAGAGUUGUUAUGGAUGUUCUUUAAGCAUUAUCUAGACUAGGCCAACGCCCACAUCAUGGGGAAUGUAGAGGCUUUGUAGCUAUGACCACUUGUUUUCUUUUCUUUUGUAUUGUCCUUGAGAGAGGAUAAACAAACGUGAAUAUGUAUACAAGCCUUUCAAUCAGAAUCAUUCUGACAUGAAGAUAUGUAUAGAUCAUCUUACCCUGUACACCAGCUCAAACCAUUUACAAGAGUUAAUAAACAAAGAUGUGACAUAAA
Molecule: messenger RNA, 11085 nt
Organism: Dicentrarchus labrax (European seabass)
Lineage: Eukaryota; Metazoa; Chordata; Actinopteri; Moronidae
Product: ankyrin-1-like
Exons: 43
Coding region: 667-6378 (1903 amino acids)
Biological process (GO): signal transduction
Molecular function (GO): protein binding
Source: RefSeq, a predicted model, not a curated record